Funneliformis caledonium is the source of this 177-nucleotide messenger RNA. The record is from the annotation of a GenBank genome assembly. Lineage: Eukaryota; Fungi; Glomeromycota; Glomeromycetes; Glomerales; Glomeraceae.
AUGGACGAUGAUCCUUGGGACGAUUGGGAAGCUGCUGCCGAUGCUGGCUUAGAUCCAAAACCCAGUAAGGCUGUCGAUGAACAUGAAAAGAAUAAACAAUUAUGGCAAGAAGCAAACGCGUUUGCACAGCCAGAAAUUAUUCGGGUGGAUACAGCCCGCACGGAAUAUGUACCACAA